CUUACCCACUGAGCCAUCAAGCAUGUAAAAUGGUGAAGAGAAUGGGCUGGAGAGAUGGCUCAGCAGUUGAAAGCACAUAUUACUCUUGAAGAGAACCAUCCCUAACUGCAGCUCUAAGAGAUCCAACAUCCUCCUCUGGCCUCUACAGGCACAAAGACACAUUCAAUCAAACAAUAAGGCCUACAUGAAUCCAAUAGCGAUGGCUCGAUCAAGGGGUCCAGUCCAGUCUUCAGGGCCAACAAUCCAGGAUUAUCUGAAUCGACCAAGGCCUACCUGGGAGGAAGUAAAGGAACAACUAGAAAAGAAAAAGAAGGGUUCCAAAGCUUUGGCUGAAUUUGAAGAAAAAAUGAAUGAGAAUUGGAAAAAAGAACUAGAAAAACACAGAGAAAAAUUAUUAAGUGGAAAUGAGAGCUCAUCCAAAAAAAGACAGAGAAAGAAAAAAGAAAAGAAAUCUGGUAGGUAUUCAUCUUCUUCUUCAUCGAGCUCUGAUUCUUCCAGCAGUUCUUCAGAUUCUGAAGACGAGGAUAAAAAACAAACAAAAAAGAAGAAGAAGAAGAAGAGUCGUUGCCAUAAGUCUCCUGAGAGCUCAGUAUUGGACUCCGACUCGGACAGCAAGGAUGGUUCAAAAAAGAGAAAGAAGUCAAAGGAUGUGAAUGAGAAAGAAAAGGACAAUAAAGGACUGAACAGAAAAAGAAAGCUUUAUGAAGAUAGAACACUGACUUCUGAGUCGUUGUCAGAGUUGGAGUGUGAAGAGGUGCAGGUGAAAAGGAAGAAAAGUGGUGAAGCGCGUGAGAGAACAGCAAGUAUCUUAUGUUUUACAGACCAGCAGGCCCACUGUUUUGUUUGCCUUGCUUGUUUGUUUUGUUUUGGGGAUAAAGAUAAAGCCAAAAAGAGAAGGAAGCAUAAGAAGCACAGCAAGAAGAAGAAAAAGAAGGCUGCCAGCUCCAGUUCAGACUCGUCAUAGCGUCGGAAGACCAGGGUCCCUUACAGGGUGCAUUCGUGAAGGAGCUCUUAACUGUGAAGAUAACGACAUACGUAGUAAUGUGCAUGAAUUCCCUUGUGUUUAGACCUGUCCUGGACUCUAGUCAGUAGCCACUCGAAUGCUGCUGUAUGAAAGAAAGGCCAUGAUUGUUGCCUGCUGCCUGAACACCUUUUCCUCUCUCCCAGUGCUCGAUGCCUCUGGGGGACCGUACUUUGCAGUAAUAUUAGUGGUUAAGAUAUUUGGAAUAAAGCUAAUAUUUUUUGCUAGAUGUAUUUAAGGAUAUGUCAACAGAAACAGUCUGAGUCCAUCUCCAAGAUGUGACCAGAAAUAAUGAGGUGACUCUAGGGAAAAUUUCAAAGUAGGGGUUACAUUAAUAUUUCAAAAUUCUUAUGCUGUAGAUAAGUGUAUUUUAUUUUUUCCUCCAUGUAUAUUUUGAUUUACUUGGGGAAGGAGCUUUUGGGGUGGGGGGUGUUUGCUAUCUCUUUAGCUACCAGAACAGCGUGCCUUUGAUCUCACACUACUUUUGUGGACACAGUAGCCAUGCUUCCUGGGAGGUCAGAGCUGGGCACCAUCAGUCCUGCCCUUGACUGAGGUUAGUGAUAUCCAUUGUAUGCUGCUUUGAAUGAACCAGAGACACUCUGCCCUUUGCAGCAUGAGAAGCCCCCACAGCUGGUAUUUACCUCCACUUCAGUAAUACCUGACUGUUUUUUAGGGUUAGAUUGUGUUAUGCCAUUUGAUUUAAUUCUGCCUACACUUUGACUUUGGAGAAGAAGUGUUUAGUAGUCACUGGAACUUUCUGAACUGAUAGGUCACGAUUCUAAAGUGGAUGUUUUAUGCAGGUUUUAACCAGUCAGAAGGGGUUAUGUAGCCAGUGACUUUAUGUUUUGUAUAGAUUUUGUUUAGGCUGCAGUGUUUAACUUUUAACUCCUUACUCUUGCUGUCUUAAGUUCAUUACUAUGUUUAGUGGCACACAAGAUAUUUAGCAUGUAAAAAGCAGGACUUUUGGUUUUCAUUUUUAACAGCUUCAUAUUGAAGCUAAAACUUUUACCACAAACAGGUUGAGUGGCAGGCCUAGUAUGCUGUAUUUUGUUACAUAAAGCUGUUGCCAGAAUCUUAGUAAAUAGAAUGUUUUAAAAGUUUGUUGUCUUUGUAUAUUAAUAACAGAUUAUGACAUGUUAACUUACAUGAAACUACAUUACUGCUCUUCCUGUGUCAUGUUUUACUGAGAUUUUGUGCCUCAUCUCUGAAUUAUUAGGAAUGUUGAAAGGAAUUGAUGUCAUUUUCAUUUUACACUUUUAUAUAAUCAGGUAAUGUGAAUAUAACAAUGUACAAUUUGCCCGUCAGAGUGUGUGCUGAUUAUAGUGGAAUAUGCACACAACAUUUUGGCAUGAAAGAGGCUGAAUAAAUAGCUAUUUUACUUACAA
Molecule: messenger RNA, 2406 nt
Organism: Myodes glareolus (Bank vole)
Lineage: Eukaryota; Metazoa; Chordata; Mammalia; Rodentia; Cricetidae
Source: RefSeq, a predicted model, not a curated record